Molecule: messenger RNA, 447 nt
Organism: Henningerozyma blattae CBS 6284
Lineage: Eukaryota; Fungi; Ascomycota; Saccharomycetes; Saccharomycetales; Saccharomycetaceae
Exons: 2
Coding region: 1-447 (148 amino acids)
Biological process (GO): ubiquitin-dependent protein catabolic process; protein polyubiquitination
Cellular component (GO): nucleus
Molecular function (GO): ubiquitin conjugating enzyme activity
Source: RefSeq, a predicted model, not a curated record
AUGUCCUCUUUAAAACGUAUUACUAAGGAAUUGAACGAUCUAGGCAGAGACCCACCUACCUCAUGUUCCGCUGGCCCAGUUGGUGAUGAUAUUUAUCAUUGGCAAGCUUCCAUUAUGGGUCCACCAGAUUCCCCAUACGCUGGUGGUGUCUUCUUCUUAUCUAUUCAUUUCCCAACAGACUACCCAUUCAAACCACCAAAGAUUUCUUUUACUACUAAAAUAUAUCAUCCAAAUAUUAACGCCAAUGGUAAUAUUUGUUUAGAUAUAUUGAAGGAUCAGUGGUCUCCAGCUUUAACUAUCUCCAAAGUUUUAUUGUCUAUUUGUUCCCUAUUAACUGAUGCUAAUCCAGAUGAUCCAUUAGUACCAGAAAUUGCUCAUAUUUAUAAAACUGAUAGACCAAAGUAUGAGGCAACUGCUAAAGAAUGGACUAAGAAAUAUGCAGUAUAG